Messenger RNA from Neoarthrinium moseri, 1779 nucleotides. RefSeq lists its product as uncharacterized. The transcript has 2 exons. Lineage: Eukaryota; Fungi; Ascomycota; Sordariomycetes; Amphisphaeriales; Apiosporaceae. Gene Ontology annotation, cellular component: small-subunit processome. Gene Ontology annotation, molecular function: protein binding; snoRNA binding. Bases 1 to 1779 code for a protein of 592 amino acids. The record is from RefSeq and is a predicted model, not a curated record.
AUGUCGUCCUUCUUCACAGCUCCCUCUGCGCAGAAGAAGCGCAAGACCGCGCCCACGUCCGCCAAUGGCCCCAAGAAGCGGCUGGCCACCAACACAAAGUCUGCUGCCAAGGCGCCCACCAAGGCACCGCCGCCAAAGAGACGACAGGAGCGCGAUGACGAGUCGAUAUCCGGCAGCGAUUCCGACGACGGCGACGACGGGCCCGCCGAAGACCAGGACGGUGACGAAGCCGGCUCCGACUCGGAGAAGGAAGGCGAGACCGCGGCCGAGAAGCGGCUCAGAUUAGCAGAGCGAUACCUGGAGCGCGUGCGGCGAGAGGAGGAGACCGUGGUGGGCUUCAAUGCCGAGGACGUGGACCGCGAUCUGAUAGCAGAGCGUCUCAAGGAAGACGUGGCCGCAUCCAAGGGCAAGGUCUUCCGCCAGGUCGCAGACGAGCUGGAUUUCCACAAGGCCACCCACUGCCUCUUCCGCGCCGAUACCCUCUCCACCACAAAUAUUACUACCUGCCCCCCUUAUGCCUACACCGCCUCCAAGGACCGAACGAUAGUCAAGUGGAGGAUACAGGACCUGCCCAAGGACCAAUAUCCCCAGACCACCAAGAAGAAGCCCAAGAGGCAAGCGCCCCCGCGCAAGAAACCAGACAAGGUCGCCGUGCUCAAGCCCUCCAAGAACAAGGCCAAGGACAAGACGUACCAGGGCCACGUAGCGGGCGAGAUUCUCUGCAUUGCCGCCUCGCAAGACGGCAAGUUUGUGGUCACCGGAGGCACAGACCGGCGCCUGGUGGUAUACGACAGCAAUCUGAAGCCUCUCCGGGCCUGGCUGCACCACCGUGAUGCCGUCACCGCCCUGGCUUUCAGAAGGGGGUCGAAUCAGCUAUAUUCCGCGAGCAAAGACAGAACAAUAAAAGUCUGGAGUCUCGACGAGAUGGCCUACAUCGAGACCUUGUUCGGCCACGCAGACCACGUUGUCGACAUUGACGCCCUCGCCCUCGAACGCUGCGUGUCGGUUGGUGCCCGGGAUCGGUCUGCUCGGUUAUGGAAAGUCGCAGAAGAGACACAAUUAGUGUUCCGCGGUGGCGGGAACUUUGACAAGAAGCGUCUGCCCAACAUUGACCCACGAUCAUUAGCUGUGGAAGGCAGCAUGGACAGAGUCGCCAUGAUCGACGAGGAAUUAUUUGUAACAGGGUCCGACAAUGGAAGCAUUGCUCUAUGGAGUAUAACGAAGAAGAAGCCGCUUUAUAUCAUGCCACAAGCCCACGGGCUGGAGGCGCCCCUGAAGCCCGAGGAAGCUUCGGCAGAGGUGCACCCGGACCCCAGGAUCGUCCCACCCCCUCAGCCGCGCUGGAUCACGGCCCUGCGGACUGUCCCGUACUCGGACGUCAUCGUGUCCGGCAGCUGGGACGGCUGCAUCAAGCUGUGGAAGCUGAGCCAGGACAAGCGGUCCAUCGAGCCCCUGGGCUCACUGUGCGAGGCCGACGCGCGAGACUCUUCCCCCGAGUUCAACGGCGUGUCUGAGGACUCGGACGACCAGCGCAAGGCCCUCAGCAGCGUCGGGGCCGACUCCUGGCUGGUCAAGGGCGUCGUGAACGACAUCUCGGUCUUCGAGCGCGGCGACCGCGGCAAGGACGGCCUGUGCGUCGUCGCAGCCGUCGGCAAGGAGCACCGCUUCGGCAAGUGGAAGAAGGUCCAGGGCGCCAAGAACGGCGCCGUUGUGUUCGAGGUGCCCAGGUCCGCCCUGGCCAACGGCGACAACGCCGACGAGUCGGGAGCGGAGGAGUAA